This is a messenger RNA of Diaporthe amygdali, 2538 nucleotides long. RefSeq lists its product as uncharacterized. The record is from RefSeq and is a predicted model, not a curated record. NCBI's taxonomy places the organism in Eukaryota, Fungi, Ascomycota, Sordariomycetes, Diaporthales, Diaporthaceae. The transcript is spliced from 4 exons. The coding region runs from base 1 to 2538 and encodes 845 amino acids.
AUGUUACCGGCUCCCCUUGUCAGUGUUUACCAGCAAUACAAGGAAGACACCAACGCUGUGGCUUCCUGGCUUGCUUCCACAGCCAAGUCAUGCGGCUAUUCCGCUGACCUGCUCUCUGGAGGCGAUUUCCAGGCCAGCGGCGCUGCGCGGUCCAAACGUCUCAAGGGAAAAGCCAGGAAGCAGGCCACUAAGGCCGCCGCUCCACAGUCGCAGGGAUCUCCUUCCAGCCUUUGCCGUCCCGACUACACCAUCGCCAUCAAGGACUUCAUUCCGCUGGCCGAGGUUGUAGCAGCGUCCCAAAAGCCCAUCGUCUCAGUUCCACUGGCCUUCACGCACACACUCAACCGUGUCAUCUCUACGCGCUCUGGCUUUGGUGGUCGACUGGCUGACCUUGGUAACUCACCCACUGCUUCGGCUGAUUCUAAACACUCUUACUUCGUGGGCGUCCUAGAAAAGGUCCGAGACGUCCUCAAGCCACGUGUACCACCUGAUUCUGAGGAUGCAGCCAGUCCCGGUACUCCGUCAGGUGCCGUGGACGAGGUGGGUGGUAGGUUCGCAGGCCUAAGUGUCUACGAGCCAUCCGAAGAUUUCCUCAACGCUCCAGAUAUCGAGAGGCCAGCGCCGGUCAAGGAAGACAACUCCACCUAUGUUGCUGAGCCCCUUCAAGAUCUGGAAGAGGUUCUGUUCGCAUACACCCUUAUGAUCAACGACUGGAUGAAGAUACGAGCUCGAGUCGAGUGGAUCUGGACCCACUACCGUGAUGGCCUUUUCGAGUUGACAGCCGCCGCCAUAGCAACAAAUACGGCGUGUGACCUUGCUCGGAACCUGAUGGAGGACAUGGGUCCGAUGUUCAAGGCACACGGAGGUGCCAUAGAGCUCGCAAAGAAGUUUUAUCUCUACCAGUGCAUGAACAUGGGCUUUUCUCUCGACGACAUUACCCACUCUGGCAAUGAGUUCAACUACGAUACGUACGAUGUCGCCACUGAUACAUACACGAUGGCCUUCGUCAUGCUCGAGAGCUUCGUGGACGGGUGGGACCCCGGCCACCUGCCCCUCUACAAAGAAGGCAUGUACGGCACUUACGAUCCGACUCGGGACUGGAUUACGAUGCCCAAGCGAGAGAAGUUUCAACAGGACAAGAUACUAAUGGUUGAGUUCUUCUCCGAGCUCGCGACCAUUGUCCAAUGUGUUCCAAACUACCCUGUCGACGACGAGUUCACGCGCGGCAUGAAAGAGCUCCACCGGACCAGACAGAUCCCCAUGUAUCUCGCCUUUGCGACUCAAAUGUUCCUCGACAUUCACCACAUCCUACGUGGCCGGGUCUACUCGGCGCACGAGACAUGCAUGUCUCACUUGAAGCUCAUGGAUACAGACCUUGGACUGCACCUAGAUUUCCAUACCAAGCUCCGUGUCAGCAACUGGCCAGUGUCGAAUGACGAGGCGCUAAAGGGGAUCCGCCAGAAGAUCAAGUGGGUCCAGGACGAUCCAGUGCACAAAGCCAAGACCAAGGUGUUCAGCAAAAUGGGUGUACCUUGCGCUUCGCCUCUCCACCGAAUCCUGAGAUACUCCCCCGUGACCUCCGGACUCAUGCUCUACCAUUUUCGCGCCCAGACAUACAAUAUCGGCAUCACAUUCGCUAACACAUGGGGUUCGAUCGCCUAUCCGCUGCACCUCUACACUGCUCUCCAGCAGGAGAAGCUCCUGUCAUCGCGCCAGGUGCCCGGAGAAACUUGGGAGGACAUGGACGUGGUGCUGGAGCUACUCGGCAAGGACAGCUUCUAUGUAGGCGCUGAGCUACCCAAAAACCCUAUGGACUACUUCAACAAAUUCUCCCUCCAGAUGGGCACCACAGCGUCCGCAGUCGCAAACAGCAAGAAGAAGCGCACCCACAACCUCGAGAAGCUCCUCUCCAGAGCUGGCCCCCGCGGCAUCAAAGAGGUCUGCGCGCCCGUGUCGGGCAUGUUCGUCGACCGCUACGUCCGCAACACGGGACAGGUAGACUGGACACCCGAGCAUGUCGACAACAUCGUCGCCCGCAGCUUGUACGAGGAGGAAGGCUCCGAGGAGAACGGUACCCUCAUUAUCGGCCAGAUCGAAGAUGCGGACAAGCUGCGCGAGCGCAAGAAAGCGGCGAGCAGCAAGAAGACGGCCGCCUCGGGCGCCCGCAUGCCCCCGGACCGCCUCAUCAGGGCCCUGGUCCUCGCCCUCCAAGCCGAGUCGGUGACGCUGGCGUUUCCGUACCUGGAGCUGCACCGGGCGGCUUGGCGCGUGCUUCGGGCGGUGCGGGAAGCCUGUGAGCCUUUUCUGUUGGAGUUGUAUGGCCCUACGUAUAUGGAGAGAGAGAACCAGCUGCCGUGGGUCGUGGGCUGGAUCUUCAUGGCGUUGGUGGAGGGGGAUGCCAAGCUUUUUGUCAAGGCUGGUGAGGCUGUCAAGGAUCAGCUUGGACGGGGCGAAGGCUUGAAAGCUGUAGAGAAAUUGCGAGAGAUGGGAUUCAACGUGGUGCCGCAAUACGUCGCAGGCAACACAAUUCCAAUGUAG